Messenger RNA from Lolium rigidum, 3253 nucleotides. Its product is annotated as WAT1-related protein At5g64700-like. Gene Ontology annotation, molecular function: transmembrane transporter activity. Lineage: Eukaryota; Viridiplantae; Streptophyta; Magnoliopsida; Poales; Poaceae. The record is from RefSeq and is a predicted model, not a curated record. Gene Ontology annotation, cellular component: plasma membrane. The coding region runs from base 1957 to 3051 and encodes 364 amino acids. The transcript is spliced from 8 exons.
AUUCUCAUGCCUCUGCUGAACAACAACGCACCUAUAAUUACACACUUCCUGCGAAGAGACGGUAGCUUUGUCAUAUUGCUGUUAAUUCAAGCUGUUGAGUUGCUAUUUAACAACUAUCAGUUUCCUGCACGAUGAACAAAAUUGAAACAACUAAUAGAAAAUACGGUCUUUCUCAAGUCUAGAUUGGUUAUUAGCCACAAAUGGACAGGGGUGGCUCCUCUCGCAAGCAGAAAAAGCUGCAAACUUAUCGUCCACCUCUCAUUCACCCUCCAGCCAGAUCCUGAGAGUACAGAUUAUCCUUGCUCAUCUGCAAGCUAAGUUAUCUUAAUCCUCCAUUUCGAAUUUACACAUCAAGUAAUAUAUAUCCAAAUUCAGAUUUAUUUUUUAUCUACUUGGCAUUGGAAAAUCUUGAACCAAGGAAUUACUGGGUUUUCACGCAAGUGUGAAAUUUCGGAACCAUUCUGUUUCUGUUGCGAUCGUGAGGAAUUUAAAAUUGCUUACUUAAGAUAGCUAAAGAAUUUAGUUAUUCUCUUUAUUGAAGUGGUGGAGUUUCAUAUCAUCAAGAACACAUAUAUUGAGUUAUUCUCCUGUAGAUAUAUUGGCCUUGAGCCCAUGGAAUAGGUCAAGUUGCUAUACCUUCCUCUAUCUGUUUUUCGUGAUCAUUGAAACAAGUGCAACAGUAAGCAGGAAGAUCCAGUUAAGCAUCAAUCAUUGCCCAUGGAUUUAAAGCGCGUAGCCAAAAUUUAUUAUGGGUGAUGGGAAUUGUGAAUCUGCACUCCCCACUCCCCAGAGCCCAGAGAGAUUGUGCUGGAUGAUUUUGGGUAAUAGGACUGUGUAACUUGCUCGUGUGGAUGCAAAUUAAGUCAGGAGACGUGCUCCAUUUAAACGACAUACCUUCUAAAAGGCAUUAUAGCUAUGUGCUACCAUUACUCUAACAGCAUUGCUUUAGGAGCUGGCAUUUUAAUAUUUAAAUAACAAGCGAUGUUCUGGAAUUAGUGCUGUUUACAUUGCAAUAGAUAGUUUGAUACUACCACUUCCCCUAUAUUUUUACUCUUUCUCCGUAAUGGCUGCCCUUUUCCUUUUCCACAUCAUACCUUUCUUUGCCACUGAUUCCUCUGCCCUUCAUAAAGGCGCACUGCUGCCACUAAAUGGAAAUUAUCCUUAUAAAAAUAUUUGAUCCGAAAUGACACACUGAGCAUUAUUCACCUAUUGGUAUUUUUGUAGAAUAUGCCAAAAUGCAUUUGAGUCACCUUGAGGUUGAAGGUCAGAACUUGACCUUUUUUUUCUAUAGAAAUAUAAAUGUGCUUUUGUUUGUAACUAAGCAACUGGGUUGUGCUUGACACUGACUGCUGUAGUGACAGAUACUUUCAAUGUGUUACACAGCGCAAAUGAUGGUUGAAGUAUGGCCAAAUAUUUAUUUUAUCAAAUAUGUGUGAUAAAUUAUCAUGCCAGUCUUGAAAGUAGAAACCUUGACCUGGAAGUUGAAGCACUUCCAAGUUCCUACUUCCUUUCCUGUAGGACGAUGAACGACCUUGAAAUGAAUAAAACUGCUAGUGCAUAUGACUUUUUUUUCCCUGGGACAAUGUUCAGGUGUUGGAUGCUCCAAAUCUACACUGAUAUGCUUUUGAGUCAUGCUUUCUGUCAAAUAUACAAGCACCUUAGGACUGACAUACCUAGUUUAUUGCAUUUUUUUGUUUCUUACACUGUAUUUUAGUUGUUGCAAAGUAUGAUGUAACCAGGACUUGUUAGGGCGAAAAGCUUCUGCUGCAGUUUCCUAAUACUGAUGAAAGCGAGCAGCUAGUGUGGCCUCUGCAUAGUAAAAUAUAUUUUGCUUAAGUGGACACCCAUGUGUCAUAUCUGAGCAAGCCUUAUGACUGUGAAGGUAUGAUGAAGUGUCCCGAUACCUGAGUAGUAGUAUUUAAGCAAUCAUCUUUGAAGUUCUAACAAGCCAGAGUAAUGGGCAACACAGCACCUUAUGCUGUUUCAUUUCUCUUAAGGUUCAUAUAUGGAGUUAUGCAGGUACUUCUCAAAGUUGCUUUUAACCAAGGCACAAGUAUAUAUGUCCUUGUUUUCUACAGGCAUGUAAUAGCUACCAUGUUCUUACUGCCCGUUGCUUUUGCAAUUGAAAGGAAAACCGCCCCACAACUGUCAUACAAAGUCAGUCUGAAGCUAUUUGUGCAUGCAUUAUAUGGAAUGUCUGCUUCUAUUAACAUAACAUUUGUUGGUCUCAGUUAUGCUUCGGAAACUUCUGCUUCUGCACUACUAAAUCUCUUACCAGUGCUAACUUUCUUUUUGGCUCUACUGUUGCGGAUGGAGUCUUUGAAAUUAAAGAGGUUCCAUGGGAUUGUGAAAGUUUCUGGGAUAGUGCUUUGUGCUGCUGGUGUUACUAUACUGGCAUUAUACCAAGGACCUAAGCUCAAAUCUUUCAUCCACCACCCUGUUUUUCAUCAUGCAAGUCAGGUUGAUACCCAUCCCGCAAGGAGAUGGAUAUUGGGAAUUCUCUUGCAGUCUUUUGCGACUGCAAUGUUUGCUCUUUGGACAGUGUUCCAGGGCAAUUUAGCUGAGUAUCCGUCCAUGCUACUCAACGCAGCUGUUCAGGUAGUCUUUGCAACCGUUCAAUCUUUUGUUAUGGCUCUAGUGAUGGAGAGAGACUUCUCAAGAUGGAAGCUGAGCUUGGAUGUAGGUCUUGUCGCGGUCAUCUACUGUGGCGUCGUUGUUUCUGCAUUUUCAAACUACCUGCAACUCUGGUUAAUUGACAAGCGCGGCCCAGUGUUCGUGGCCGUGACGGCACCUCUUACUUUUGUUAUCACGAUCAUUCUGUCACUUCUCAUAGGAGAAGCAGUCACCCUUGGAAGUGUAAUGAGUGGAGCUCUGAUGGUUGGCGGUCUGUACAAUGUUCUCUGGGGGAAGAGAAUGGAGCAAGUGGCUCUAGGCAAGCAGCAAGGGCGUAGCGCAGGAAACGCAGCCCGAUUUGAUUUCGAGGAACAAGAAAGGGGUGCACCAGUUCCGGCAACGCAAGAUUUGAUCAAGCCAUUGCCUGGUGCGAGAUAAAAGACCGAUAUGCCAAGAUGAAACUGUGGGCAGCAAGCUUUGUUGUUUUAUUGACUGUUACUGUUAGCACCAAGCUUUAUUAUUAGGUGUAAAAAAGCUUUUGCUUCACGUCUGCCCAAGAGAAGCUGUUCCGGAUCUGUUUACUGCCAGUCAACUGUAGCAGCUUGUUCAGGGUUUCAGGCAUAUUGCUGUUUUGAGUUCC